AUGAAGGCCUUCAAAGACCGCAUGAAGAAGAUGAACCUCACCGUCGUCACCAAGCCCGAAGGCACGUCUCGGACAAGCCGGCCCGGGCAGUCGUCCCCGCCGACCCUGCUCGCGUCGAAGGCCUCGACGGCCGACGCUCCGAAGGCUGGCGCGCAGAGGCCGCCGCGGAAGCUGAUCGCGAAGGUCUCGGAUGCCGACGUGGCCAGCAUGUACGAAAUCAAGGGCCAGGUCAUGGAGUCCACGCACCAAGGCAUGCAGGUGCUCUUCGGGAAGCGUCGCUCCGAUGGUCUGCAGGUUGUGGUCAAGACGCGCGAGAAGCCAGCGUCCUUCAAGGGGGGCUGGGAGGAACGCGAGUGGCGCGAGACGACGGUGGUCCAGCUGAACAUGCCCAAGAUCGAGAGCAUGUGUGAGUACAUCGAGGUCUUCGAGACCACGUCGAAGUAUUAUGUGGUCAUGGAGCGGGUCAACGGCAUGGACCUGUUCGAGCACUUGCAGCAGGGGCGUAUAAAACAGGAGGAUGCGCGGCAGAUUCUGCACCAGAUGCUCACUGCGCUGGACUCGAUGCACUCUGCGGGCAGGAUACACAAGGACCUGAAACUUGAGAAUGUGGUGGUGGACUUGGCGUCCCCCAAAGUGCGCAGAUGCAACUCCAAUGGGUCCAUGACGUCCGUGGAGGCGAAGCUGAUCGACUUCGACACCGUGCAGGACUGGGAGCCCACGAGCCCUAAGGCCAAGGACGUGCUCGGAACCGACGGCUACAUCGCGCCCGAGGCGUACACGGGGGAGUACUCGCCAGCCUCCGACAUCUAUUGCGUCGGCGUCAUCAUGUACAAACUGCUCACAGGGAGGUCCCCGUCCAGGUCGGACAUCCAGGGGGGGCCCGGCGAGAACUGGGUCGGCAGCCCCGCGAUGAAGCGCAUACAGGACCGCCUGAGGAAGGAGACGGUCGACUUCGCGCGACCGCCGCUGAACAGGUCCCCGGAAGCGCAGCGCCUGGUCCGGAGCAUGAUGGCCUUCGACCCCAACGAGCGCCCCACGGCCGCCGAGGCGCUGGAGAGCAGGUGGUUCCACUUCGUCGGCGACGAGCCCCCGCGGGACCCGAGCCACGCCUCCGUGGAGCCCGCUCGCGCAGGCAGCGACACGAGGUCCCCGGCCGGCGCCUCGGACCCCUCGCCGCCCGCGGCGGACAAGCUGGCCCUGCCGGGCGAGCCCGAGUGA
Molecule: messenger RNA, 1218 nt
Organism: Prorocentrum cordatum
Lineage: Eukaryota; Dinophyceae; Prorocentrales; Prorocentraceae
Source: the annotation of a GenBank genome assembly